This is a messenger RNA of Xylona heveae TC161, 1650 nucleotides long. RefSeq names its product ENTH-domain-containing protein. Gene Ontology annotation, biological process: endocytosis; Golgi to endosome transport. The coding region runs from base 1 to 1650 and encodes 549 amino acids. Gene Ontology annotation, molecular function: phospholipid binding; clathrin binding. The record is from RefSeq and is a predicted model, not a curated record. The transcript is spliced from 5 exons. Gene Ontology annotation, cellular component: clathrin vesicle coat; plasma membrane; endosome. NCBI's taxonomy places the organism in Eukaryota, Fungi, Ascomycota, Xylonomycetes, Xylonales, Xylonaceae.
AUGGACUUCAGUAAUCUUAGAGAUCAGGUUUCUAACCUGACAAUGUACGACCUCAAGGCGGGUGUGCGGAAGGUCCAGAAUGUGGUCAUGAACUACACGGAAAUGGAGGGCAAGGUCCGGGAGGCAACGAACAAUGAGCCAUGGGGCGCUUCGUCGACACUGAUGCAGGAGAUUGCUAAUGCAACAUAUAAUUACCAGCAGUUGAAUGAAAUUAUGCCAAUGAUUUACAAACGAUUUACGGAGAAAGCUGUCGAGGAGUGGAGGCAGAUAUACAAGGCUCUUCAACUUCUUGAAUUCCUUGUGAAGAAUGGUUCAGAACGCGUGAUUGACGAUGCCAGAUCGCAUCUUUCUCUCCUCAAAAUGCUCCGUCAGUUCCAUUACAUCGACCCCAAUGGCAAAGACCAGGGUAUCAAUGUCCGUAAUCGCGCAAAGGAGCUGGCAGAGUUAUUGAGUGAUGUUGACCGCAUAAGGAUGGAGAGAAAGAAAUCUCGAUCGACAAGGAAUAAAUACGGCGGAUAUGAAGGUAGCAGCGCCAGCAUGGGCACUGGAAGUAGCCGAUAUGGAGGCUUCGGCAGUGGCUCCGCAGCAGGCUUCGGAGGCUACAGUGGCGGUGUAUAUGGUGAUGGUGGAGGAUUUGGUGGAAACGCCGAGUCCUUUGACGAUAUCGCUCCCCGCGGUGAUCGAUUUGAGGAAUAUAACGAGUAUGACGAGGGUGCUGUUGCAGCCCCCGGACGUCGCAAGGCGGACAUGCCAUCGGCAUCGCAAGUCCGCCGGGAAGCUGCGGCCAAGGCCGAGCCGCCGAAAAAGAAGGAGCCUGAAGUAGAUCUCUUUUCAUUCGGUGACGAUGACGUAUCGCAGCCCGCUGCACAACCAUCCACAAUCGCCAAUGGCAAGAAACCCGCAAUCAAUGACACCUUUGGUUCCUUGCAGUCGGCAGCGGCUGAUGAUGACGACUUUGACGAUUUCCAAUCUGCUGCGCCACCAUCACAAACUGCUCCUCAACCGUCUCUAAGUAAUAUUCAUCCACCAGCAUCAACUUCUACGACCACAGCCUCCACCCAAUUCGCGGCUCCAAAGCCAGUUUCCGUAUCCCAGGGUACGAAUAUCAACGAUCUUGUCGGAUUCGCGUCGAUUUCUCCUGCCGCAAGCAACACUAAUACGCCCUCCAACACGUCCGCAUUUUCUCCGCCAUCUCUAGCAGCAUCUCAAGCGCAAACGGCCCCAAGACCGACCGGAUAUCAAGCCGCUCAGCCAAACUAUUUCACCUCUGUUACUGCCAACACAUCACAACAACCUCAGCUAGGUAGGAGCUUGUCUUCUACCUCAAGUCUGCACUCUGCUACAACAAGUGCCAACAAUCCUCUCUCUGCGCAGCCGGCUAGCAAACCGGCCCCUACGGGAGAUGUAUUUGGUUCUCUGUGGAGCAGUGCAAGUGCCGGUAUCAAAAAGCCCAGCACGUCGGGACAGCAAGGACCGAAUCUCGCCAGUAUGGCCAAGGAAAAGGCCAGUGCGGGCAUUUGGGGAGCCAGCCCAGCAGGGUCAACGGUUUCAUCGCCUCAAAAGCCACGCGCUCCUCCUGCGGGAGCAUCUGCCAACCAGCCAGCCGCAGGACAAAAGCUUGGAGGCGGCCUUGAUGAUCUACUCGGGUGA